AUGGGUCACAAUGUGCCACAACUGAACGACAAGUCGCUGCUAAAAUCGCAGACGUAUGUGAACGGAGAAUGGAUAAACGCAAAGUCAGGGAAGACCUUCGAGGUCACAGAUCCCUCGAGCGGCGAAGUCAUCGGGACGAUGCCUGAGAUGGACAAAUCCGAUACCGAAGCCGCAAUUGCAGCAGCUGCAGCAGCCCUCCCUUCCUUCCGCAAAACGACUGGACGCGAACGCGCGAAGAUGCUGCGGAAGUGGUACCAAUUGAUGGUGGACAAUGCGGAUGAUCUGGCGAAGCUUAUUACAUGGGAGAAUGGCAAGCCGUUUGCAGAUGCGAAGGGAGAGGUGACUUAUGCCGCCAAUUUCUUCGAGUGGUUCUCGGAAGAAGCACCGAGAGUGUAUGGAGACACGAUACCCGCGAGCAUACCCGGAAACCGCGUUUUCACAAUCAAGGAGCCAGUCGGCGUAUGUGGGCUGAUCACACCAUGGAACUUCCCCGCUGCAAUGAUAACCCGCAAAAUCGGCCCAGCCCUCGCUGCCGGCUGCACCAUUGUCGCCAAAUCCCCCGGCGAGACGCCCCUCACAGCCGCCGCACUGGCUGAGCUGGGCCACCGCGCCGGUAUCCCCAAAGGCGUGAUCAACUUUGUGACCGCCCUCGCCAACACCCCCGAAGUCGGCGCCGCCAUCACAGCCUCCGAAACUGUCCGCAAGGUCUCCUUCACCGGCUCCACAGGCGUCGGCAAGCUCCUCAUGAAACAGUCCGCCGACACCCUCAAGAAGCUCUCCUUCGAGCUCGGCGGCAACGCGCCCUUCAUCGUCUUCGAGGACGCAGAUCUCGAGGUCGCGGUCAACGGCGCUGUCGCCUCGAAGUUCCGCUCCAGUGGCCAAACAUGCGUCUGCGCAAACCGCAUCUAUGUGCAAGCCGGCAUCUACGACUCCUUCGCGACCAAGCUGGCGGAGAAGGUGAAGAGCUUCAAGGUCGGCGGCGGGUACGGAGAGGGCAUCACCCACGGCCCUCUAAUCCACGAGCGCGCAGUCGGCAAGGUCGAGCAGCACGUCCAGGAUGCCGUCAGCCACGGCGGAAAGGUGCUCGUCGGCGGGCAAAAGAUUCCCGAGCUCGGCCCCAACUUCUUCCAGCCAACGGUCAUCCGCGACAUGACGUCUGACAUGAAGCUCGCGUCUGAGGAGACGUUUGGGCCUGUAGCUGGGCUGUUCAAGUUCGAGACUGAGGCGGAUGUGGUUAGGCUUGCCAACGAGGCGGAUGUUGGGCUUGCGGGGUACUUCUUCAGCAAGGAUGUUCAGAGGGUUUAUCGCGUUGCUGAGGCGUUGGAGGUUGGGAUGGUGGGCGUGAAUACGGGGUUGAUCUCGGAUCCGGCGUCGCCGUUUGGAGGCGUGAAGUUCUCUGGGUUCGGACGCGAGGGGAGUAGGGUUGGAAUUGAGGAGUAUAUGAUUACGAAGAUGGUGACGUUGGGGGGUAUGGGAGAGCCUCUACAAGGCUGA
Molecule: messenger RNA, 1494 nt
Organism: Mytilinidion resinicola
Lineage: Eukaryota; Fungi; Ascomycota; Dothideomycetes; Mytilinidiales; Mytilinidiaceae
Product: succinic semialdehyde dehydrogenase
Exons: 4
Coding region: 1-1494 (497 amino acids)
Biological process (GO): GABA catabolic process
Molecular function (GO): succinate-semialdehyde dehydrogenase (NAD+) activity
Source: RefSeq, a predicted model, not a curated record